Theobroma umbraticum is the source of this 1545-nucleotide messenger RNA. NCBI's taxonomy places the organism in Eukaryota, Viridiplantae, Streptophyta, Magnoliopsida, Malvales, Malvaceae. The record is from RefSeq and is a predicted model, not a curated record.
AUGGAGUACGAAAUCCUGGGGUUAAGUGUAGCCCUUUUACUAUGGGUUGCAUGGGCCAUGGUGACAGAUCGGCAUCGGCGUUUGGAAGAGCUAGGCCAGCUUCCACCAGGGCCAAGGUGGUGGCCUGUUGUUGGCAAUAUCUUCCAGUUAGGUUGGGCACCGCAUGUAUCGUUUGCUAAGUUGGCUCGUCAACAUGGACCCAUCAUGACUCUAUGGCUUGGCUCAAUGAGCACCGUGGUCAUCUCGUCCAACGAGGUGGCUCGUGAAAUGUUCAAGAACCAUGAUGUGGUGCUUGCGGGACGAAAAAUUUACGAGGCAAUGAAAGGAGAUUUUGGCCAUGAGGGGUCUCUUAUUACAUCUCAGUAUGGAUCGCAUUGGCGCAUGUUAAGGCGCUUAUCCACCACAGAGUUUUUCGUAACUAGCCGCCUUGAUGCUAUGCGGGGCGUACGAGAAAGGUGCGUAGAUCGGAUGGUGCAAUUUGUUGAAGAUGCUGGUGCUAAUGGUACUAAUUCUAUUGAUGUCGGGAGAUUCUUUUUCUUGAUGGCUUUUAAUCUAAUUGGAAACCUAAUUUUUUCCAAAGAUUUAUUGGAUACUAAAUCGGAGAGGGGUGCAAAGUUUUCUUACCAUGCAGGGAAAGUCAUGGAGUUGGCUGGUAAGCCAAAUUGUGCAGAUUUCUUGCCAUUUCUGAGAUGUCUUGACCCGCAAGGUAUAAGGAGGAAAACCCAAUUCCAUGUCGAACGAGCUUUUGAAAUUGCAGGAGAAUUCAUCAAAGAAAGGAUGGAAAGUAUGGAAAAUGGAGAUUAUAAAGGGAAAAGAAAAGACUUCUUGGAUGUUCUUUUGGAAUUUCGUGCUGAUGGCGUUGAGCAGCCAUCUAAGUUUUCUUCUAGAACCGUCAAUGUCAUUGUUUUUGAGAUGUUCACUGCAGGAACUGACACAACUACUAGCACUUUAGAGUGGGCUAUGGCUGAGCUCCUACAUAACCCUAAGACAAUGAAACUUGUCCAAGCUGAAUUGAGGAGCACUUUAGACCCUGGUAAGAAGCUUGAAGAGAAGGACAUCGAAAACCUCCCAUACCUUAAAGCAGUAAUCAAAGAAACAUUACGACUUCAUCCACCCCUCCCUUUCUUAGUCCCUCACAUGGCCAUGGACUCCUGCAAAAUGUUGGGUUACCAUAUUCCUAAAGAAACACAAAUUUUGGUCAAUGUUUGGGCUAUUGGAAGAGAUCCUACAACAUGGCAAGAACCUCUGGAAUUCAAACCAGAGAGAUUCUUGGAAGCAGACACGGUGGAUUACAAGGGACAUCAUUUUGAGUUUAUACCAUUCGGGUCUGGUCGUAGGAUGUGUCCGGCUGUGCCUCUUGCAUCUCGUCUGCUCCCAAUGGCGCUGGGGUCUCUUUUAAAUUCCUUUGAUUGGACUUUAGCUGAUGGGCUAAAACAUGAAGACAUGGAUAUGACCGAGAGAAUGGGUAUAUCACUAAGGAAAUCUGUUCCCUUAAAGGCCGUACCAAUUCCUCUCAAGAGUCCCUUACGGAUAGCCUCUGAUUAA